CAUGUAGGCUUCAAGAAAAGACAACAACAAAUGCUUUGCAAAGGCUGACUCUCUGUGUGAGUGGGAGCCCCUGGGUGUCAGACUGUGGACAGGCGUGGCAGUGGGCUGGUCCAGGCGCACCGAGCGAUGCAAAACAUCAGGGUCCACUGACUUGGUAUCAGCUGAGGCCCUGAAAUAGUCUGACAAAGGAGCCCUGGUGUUGCGAACCAAUAGUGACAGAUUUAUUGUAAUUAAAGCACAUCUGCUUCCUGUGUGGGUGUGCCGCACCCGCACAGAGGACGCGCUCCUGGGGAUGCACUGAGUUAUCUCCACCCAGCGCUGUUUGUAAGACACCCAUUGCAAACCAGUAGAAGAUGAGCAAGUCCCCCACCCCCAAAGGCACCCCGGUGCAGCGCAGCCCCAGUGAUGGGGUCCCCGAGGUCCCCGAGGUCCUCCAGUCUCCUCAGCAUUCCACACCCAGCUCCGGACCCCAGCAUAAGAAACGCAUCUCCAGCCUCCUCCAGAGUCCGUCGUUCAGGGAGGAGCUGGAUGUGCUGAUCCAGGAACAGAUGAAGAAAGGUGGCAGCUCAUCCAACCUAUGGGCACUGAGACAGCUGGCUGAUUUCAUGGCGUCACACGGCUCCCCGGCCGCCCUGCCUGUCUCCCCUUCUAACAUGAUGAUGGUGACACCCAUCAACGACCUGCAAGGCUGGGAGCCCGGCAGCAUGGUGAAGGGGGAGAGGUUGAUGCGCUGCAAGCUGGCCAGUGUCCAUCGCCUGUUUGACCUGUACGGCUGGGCCCAGAUCAGCCGCACCUGUCUCACUCUGCGUGUCAGUAAAGAACAGGAACACUUCUUGGUGCUUCCAGACGGUCUGGCCUACAGUGAGGUCACUGGAUCCAGUCUGGUAAAGGUGAAUAUCCUGGGUGAGAUGGUGGAGAAGGGCAGCACCAACCUGGGCGUGGACACAGAGAGGUUCAGCCUGCACUCAGCCAUCUACUCGGCCCGGCCAGAUGUCCGCUGUCUGCUUCACCUCCACACACCUGCCACGGCUGCGGUUUCAGCUAUGAAGUGUGGCCUCUUGCCUCUGUCCCAUGAGGCUUUGCUGGUGGGCGAUGUGGCUUAUUACGACUACAAUGGAGUCAUGGAGGAGGAGGAGGACAGAGUGGAGCUGCAGAAGAGCCUGGGGCCGACCUGUAAGGUUCUGGUGCUGAGGAAUCAUGGCAUCGUGGCUCUGGGGGAGUCUGUGGAGGAGGCCUUCUACACCAUCUAUCACAUCCAGGCUGCCUGCCAGAUCCAGGUGUCAGCUCUGUGCAGUGCCGGUGGCGAACACAACCUGAUUCUGCUGGACCGGACCAUCCAUAAACCCAACAUAGCCGGCACCGUGGGCUGGGCUGGCUCUACUUUUGGACCCCUUCACAAGAGCCGCAUCGGGGAACACGAGUUCGAGGCCCUCAUGAGAACCCUGGAUAACCUGGGCUACCGUACAGGCUACGCCUACCGUUUCCCUGUGCUGCUGGAGCGAUCGAGGACGCGGAGGGAGGUGGAGGUGCCUGCAACCGCCACGGCUUUCCACCAGUUCGAUGAUGACGGGGUCCACCCGGCUCUGAGGCAGCACCCUUUCGCCCAGCGCCAGCAGCAGGAGAGGACUCGAUGGCUCAACACUCCCAACACCUACCAAAAAGUCAGCCAGGAGCAAGCCAGCCCAGGACACCAGCGCACCACUUGGUUGAAGACAGAAGAGGUGACACAAGCUGGCAGCACAGCCAUCAAGAUAGAAAACCCAAACCAGUUUGUGCCUCUUUUCACCAACCCUCAGGAGGUGAUUGAGACUCGAAACAAGAUCCGACAGCAGAAUCGUCAGGACACGAAGACAGCAGGACCGCAGUCUCAAGUCCUCGCCAGCGUUAUAACAGUUGACAGUCCUCCGUCUCCAGUCAGCCCGCCUAAAGUCCCUGCAGAGCCAGAACCUCCCAACCCCUUCAACCAGCUGACAGAUCAGGAGCUGGAGGAGUACCGCAAGGAGGUGCAGAGGAAACAGGAUGGAGGCACCAAUGGGGAGGAGGUGGCAAAUGAACAGGAGUCUCCCCCCGCUACCUCCCCCACAAAGGGCCCUCCGCCCAGCCCCCCUCCUCUCUCAGAGGAGGCAAAGACCGAAUCUCCAGCCAUACAGAACGGAGGCGAGGAGGAGAAGCAGACGACAGAGGAGCUGGAGAAAGGGAUGAAAGCGCUCUCAACCAACGACACCUCCUCCCCCCCUGCUGCUCCACCUGCUAAACCACAAGGGGGCACCCCUGAGUGCUCGCCUUCCAAGUCCCCGUCCAAGAAGAAGAAGAAGUUCAAGCCGCCGUCGUUCCUGAAAAAGAGCAAGAAGCAGAAGGAGAAAGCGGAGACCUGAGGUUUCAGUGAAAUACUGCUGUGAAACAUUUCUUAGCGCACCAUAAAAAUAAACGUUUGUUUUAACU
Molecule: messenger RNA, 2442 nt
Organism: Plectropomus leopardus (leopard coralgrouper)
Lineage: Eukaryota; Metazoa; Chordata; Actinopteri; Perciformes; Serranidae
Gene: add2
Product: adducin 2 (beta)
Biological process (GO): barbed-end actin filament capping
Cellular component (GO): postsynaptic density; cytoskeleton; plasma membrane
Molecular function (GO): actin filament binding
Source: RefSeq, a predicted model, not a curated record